GACACCACACCGGCAUUCAGUUUUAAGAAAAAUAAUUACGGCGAUUAUAUUGUCAGGUUUGAUUUCAUUGCCUGUGACGAGAACGAUAUAAACGCACAGAAGGGGGAUAAAGUUCGAGUUUUGAACAAGGAGGACAAAGAUUGGUACUGGGUGUCGAAUUCUCAAGGGGUCGAAGGAUUUAUUCCCAAAGAUUUCCUGGUUCCCUUUGACAGACUUCAAAAUGGCGGUAAGUCUUUAUGAUUCAAUGAUUCAAACAUUUGAAUAAUUCUAGAGUUAAUAUCAAAUCUUAGUGAAGCAGGGGCCGUGUUCUUUAAAGAACAUCUCACAGUAGGAAACAGAUUUUUUUGAAUUGUUUAAUUAGUUUCCGUGGCAUUGUGUUACGCUAAAUCGUCUUUCGAAAAGUGUUGAUAAACAAGUUAAAAAUCUAGAUCAACUUAGCAAACAAAUAACUUGAAGAACUAAGAUUAUUUUUGGAGACUGGAUGAUCUUAGCAGGUAUCAAAUAUAUUACAUGUACUGGAGUUCAUUGAGGGUCGUAUUGAGCCGAGUUCAUUAAUGUCAGCAAAAUCAAUAAUUCAGCAAAAACAAUCCAAGUAUGUCAUCAAUUGAUGGCACUCAAUUAGUGUUUUUGAAAGGGAAAUUAUUUUUGAAAUCGUCAUUCUAGUUUUAAGAGAAAUGUUCACGGCUAAAAAAAGAAAUUGGUUAUCUAUUAUAAAGGGUGCAAUUUCUUGGUCACUUUGAAUGGGAAAACUUGGAAAGGAAACGGUGCUUGAAUGUACACGUACAAUGUAUUAGCAUAGGACGUUUGGUGGCCGAACAGUCUUCGGUACAACCUUGCUACCGGAUUGUUUUCUUGGUUACAAAACUGUGCUCUGCUUCUUCACUCUUUACUCAGGUGUAGCGGCAACUUUCUGCCGGGGGUUACAUGUGAUGGACUAGCAUCCCAUCGAGGAGCAUUACAUUGUAAUGCUCUGAAUUGCUAAUCUUGCCACAAAAAUUGGGCCAAGCCCUUUCUGGACCCAUUUUGGCUGUUUUUCACGACCAGUCCUGACAGAUUUACAGCCAAAAAAACCAAGUAACAUUUUGGGGAAAAAUCCACUGCCAAUUUCACUGUGUACCUAGUACUGCUCUUUGCAGAUUAAAUUGGUUCCUUUCCUAAAAGUUAGGUAGUCACAAUUCCAUGCAAAAAAAAGACAAUAAAGUGGGCAACAAAACUGCAUAUAAAAGAGAAAGAAAAAGGGAAAAGAGAGAGUGAAAUAAGUCCGUUUUUUGGCUUAUGUACAUGCUCAUUAGCCAAAAACUAAUCCACAAAAGAGGAAUUGGUGAAAAAUGUGGUUUUCCUCUACUUGCUGGCCAGCACCAAAGGGUUACUUUGUGGUCAAUAGAUAGGAGGGAAGUGAUCUAUGGGAACAAGAGAGCAGGAAAGUCCUUCCAUUUUAGAGAGUAAGAGUUAGGCAAAGUUAACAUGACAACUUCUAAUGCAAAACUUGUUUUUAGGUUUUUCUUUUGCGCAUUAUGCUCAAUACAUGACAUGGCAUGACAUUGUUACGAUAGUUACAAACUCAUUUUGAGAGAUUGCUCUUAAAAUGGGUGCUAAUGUCCUUAGCAAUAAAUAAUAUUAUAUUUUUCAGAACAAAUUCUACUAGGGUACUAUCUUGACUACCCUGUUCAAUUAAUACAUGUACUUUUAUUAUGUUAUUUGAGAUCCCUUCAAAGUUGAUCUCCAGUUUUCCAUAUAAUUUUCACCUCAUGCACUUAUACUGUAUUUGCAGAUAUAUAUAUAUAUUUUUUAUUUUUUAACUUAUCCCCCUAUGUUAGUUUUCUAAAGUGGUAUUUCACCUUCUUCAGAUUCAAGUCCAGCUUCAAAUCAAAGUCUUCUAAAUGGCAGUAGGACAAUGUCGCAGACAGAGGUUUCUCUACUGUCAACACAAGCGGGAAGUCCCUACAGAGAAACGUCACUUGACUCAGCAAGAUCAAACAACAGAAGCUCAUCCACAGAGCCGCUCUACCUUCUCACCCCACUAGCCAAUGGGAAUCGAUCAAGCCCUGUUACUUCAAACAGUCAAACAAAUACAUUCCGUCAACGUCGAAACACCAAUGAGCUUUUACUAUAUGGACAAGAACUUGUGUGUACUGAUACUUAUAUAGGGAAGAGACUGGAUGAACUUACCGUGCAUAAGGGAGACUGGAUCUAUGCUGAUAUGAAACUCAAGGAUGGGAGAGGGUGGAUUUGGGCUUAUUCGCCUUCAAACAAGAUGCAGGGGUUUGUGCCACGGUCAUGUCUUCGCCCGCCUGCCACAACACCUCUCUGA
This is a messenger RNA of Porites evermanni, 2311 nucleotides long. NCBI's taxonomy places the organism in Eukaryota, Metazoa, Cnidaria, Anthozoa, Scleractinia, Poritidae. The record is from the annotation of a GenBank genome assembly.